AUGAAGUUCCUGUUGACUGGUCUUCUGGCUCUCCUGCCCUUGGCGCUGGCUGCCAAGUCCCUCAAGUCCGUCGUCGUCACCUUCCCCAACGGUACACCUGCUCGGGUGAUUGACCAGGCCAAGGACUCCCUGGUGGCUGCGGGCGGUGUGAUCACCCAUGAAUACCAUCUCUUCCCUGGAUUCGCUGCCGAAGCUCCCGUGAAUGCGCUCCAGACGCUCUCGACCCAGGACGCCGCCUACAAGCCCACCAUCGAGGAGGACAAAAUCGUGACUGCGAAUGGCGACUACGUCGGUCAGGAGCACUCUUUCUAG
Molecule: messenger RNA, 312 nt
Organism: Penicillium daleae
Lineage: Eukaryota; Fungi; Ascomycota; Eurotiomycetes; Eurotiales; Aspergillaceae
Exons: 4
Coding region: 1-312 (103 amino acids)
Biological process (GO): vacuole fusion, non-autophagic
Molecular function (GO): endopeptidase inhibitor activity
Source: RefSeq, a predicted model, not a curated record